AUGGGCUACACCUCCUGCAUCUCCGUCGUCUCCGAAUCCUACGAGGAGCCCACCCGCGGCGCAUCCUCCGACCGCGCGGUCAAGAGAAGAAGACAUUCAACAUACCAGCCGUGGACAUGGAGCGCCGAGCGCGAGAACGGCCAGCUACUUCUCGAUCGCUUCCUUGCCGAUCUCGGCCGCCGCUUGGAGAUGAUGGAGACGUGCGGCCAUUUGAAGAUUGACGAGCGCGUCCGCGCGGCCCAGGCUAGCCUACAUGCUGUCCACGACCGCUGUGUCCACGUUUCGGAUGAUUUGAUGGAUGCUGGUCGGAGGAGGGCAAAGGUCAUGGUGGAAACACUGGAAUCGCAUUAUCAGGGAGCUAUUGCCACCAAGGAUACCCUCGAGCAGAAGGUGCAGGCGGGUGUGGGGCUCAUGGAAGCCGUGUGCUCAGAUCUGGAGAGGAGGGCGUAUGAUUUCCGGCAAGCUGGUAUCUCGGCUACAGCGAACGACAUGCUUGACUCCGGGAAAGCGUACAUGGAUGACGCAGCCACCAAGGCCGCGGAGAUGAUGUCCGAGGGGGCGGCUGCGGCACGACAAGCAAAGGAGAAGCUGCGAGUGCGGGUGGAGAGAGCGCUCUCACAGGCCAAGAAGACGGGCCUCAUCACUUACGACACGCUCCCCGAACCCUGGCGCGUCAACCCCCACAUUCUCUCCGGUUACCGCUUCUCCGAAACCAAGAUCGAAUGCCUGCGAUCCGGCUUCACCACCCUCAACAACGAGACGGUCAAUAUCUGGAGCCACGCCAUUGGCCUCAUCAUCGUCCUCGCCAUCGCCCUCUACGUCUACCCCUCCACCCCAGCCUUCAGCCAAGCCACGAAACUCGACAUCUUCUUCGCCGGCUGCUUCUUCUUCGCCGCCUGCAAGUGCCUCGUCUGCAGCACCAUCUGGCACGCCAUGAACUCCAUCUCCAACCAAACGCUCAUGGAGCGCUUCGCCUGCGUCGACUACACCGGCAUCUCCCUCCUCGUCGCCGCCUCCAUCAUGACCACCGAGUACACCGCCUUCUACUGCGAGCCCCGGAGCCGCUGGAUCUACAUCUCCGCCACCAUGGCCCUCGGCACAGCCGGCACCAUCCUCCCCUGGCACCCCACCUUCAACCGCGCCGACAUGAACUGGGCCCGCGUCGGCUUCUACUGCACCCUCGCCGCCACAGGCUUCGUGCCCGUGCUGCAACUCACCUAUCAGCGCGGCUGGGCCGCCACCGCCUUCUUCUACGCCCCCAUUUCGCGCUCCAUCCUCGUCUACCUCGGGGGAGCGCUGCUGUACGCCGCGAAACUGCCCGAGCGCUGCAAGCCGGGCUUCUUCGAUUACAUCGGCGGCAGCCAUAAUAUUUGGCAUUUGGCGGUGCUGGGCGGCAUCUUCUAUCAUUACGUCGCCAUGCAGAGUUUCUUCUCCGAGGCCUUUCGCCGCGCCGAGACGUCGUGUUCGCGGUAUUGA
Molecule: messenger RNA, 1476 nt
Organism: Neohortaea acidophila
Lineage: Eukaryota; Fungi; Ascomycota; Dothideomycetes; Mycosphaerellales; Teratosphaeriaceae
Product: hemolysin-III related-domain-containing protein
Exons: 2
Coding region: 1-1476 (491 amino acids)
Cellular component (GO): membrane
Molecular function (GO): signaling receptor activity
Source: RefSeq, a predicted model, not a curated record